Molecule: messenger RNA, 793 nt
Organism: Setaria italica (foxtail millet)
Lineage: Eukaryota; Viridiplantae; Streptophyta; Magnoliopsida; Poales; Poaceae
Exons: 1
Coding region: 192-467 (91 amino acids)
Source: RefSeq, a predicted model, not a curated record
UGCCGAACUUGCGAGCCUCCUCCUUCUCCCUCGGCAGUAUAAGAUCGGCAGCGAGAGCACAGCUCCUUGCUCAUCCAAUUCCAACAAGCAAAGUGUCCAGCUGAGCCCAUCCGGUCUACGUUUUUCUUUCCAGUCAUCGCAGCAGCACCAGCUCGAUCGUAGUAGCUCGCUAGAGGAGAGAACAGAACGCCAUGGCUUCCUCUGUGUCUUCUCCGUCGUCGCCCAACCCGGUCGGCCUCUGGUUCUGCCAGAUCUCAUCGGUCCUGCAGGGCAGGUGUCAGGGCGGCCGCGCCGAUCCGCCGCAGGGGCCCAAGAGCGGCGCCGGCGGCGCGGAGGGGAGGCAAGGCAGAGCACCUGACGCCGCGGGGAGCAAGGGCGACGAUGACACGCCGAGGAGGACGUGCCGCGGCGACGCGAUGCCGGAGGCCACCGUCUACCUGCUGCUCGACCGGUUCGCGCCCAGCUGAAAGCCCAACCGAUCGCUGCGACGGAUCACGGCGAUGGACUCAAGAGUCAUGACUCCAAAGUGUCCCAGAUAAAUUGGGUUCGCCGUGACUUGUUCCUUCCUGCCUGAUCCUGUACAGUUUUUUCUUCUUUUGUACAUACGGUUCCUGCAUGGUUCCUUGCUUCCUUUUCUGCUCUCUCUUCCCCCGUUGUAACUCUGCAUCUUGACCUUGCGCACGUGUACACUAAAUGUUAACAAGGUUCUGUACAAUAACAAGGCUCUGCAUCUUGAUCAUGCCCAUGUGAACAAAAUAACAAGGGGAACAAGAGUACGCCGAUGUUGAGAUUC